UAACUACUUCCGAACCCUGAUUAAAAGUGAUUAAAAGACUAUUGAUUCAUUCAUUCAAAACAAAAAAUAGUGUGACUCAAGUGAAACUAUGAUUGAAAAACUAGUAUUUUUAUAUUAUUAAAUUAUUUAAAAAUGAAGAAACUCACUGGAUCGUUCCGUUACACACAAUGGGAUCCCUGGCUGAUAAUAUCCCAAAUAAUAUCAGUGCAAUGUAUACUUUAUUUAACUUUAGGGUUUCUCUUGGUUGUGCUAGGCUCUUUAGUCGGAGAUACACGAACUCUGGAUCACAUAUUUGAAUAUCACGAGAUUCAAGUUCGAGAUACUGGCGGCAGAAUUGUUAUAUCAGCGUUUGUAAUUAAUUCACUUCUUGGGUCUGUUGUAUUAUGGUACAUAGUGGAACGUACGAAACAGUGUAUGGAUUUCAGUUCUACUUGGCAUCUGAUUCAUCUAGUGAUUUGUUGGUUUUACAAUGGCCAAUUUCCAACGACCUUUUCAUGGUGGAUAUUAAAUGUUGCAUGUGCAACUAUUAUGUGCGUUUGUGCAGAAUUUUUCUGCUUAAGGACAGAACUUGCAGCUAUACCGUUAUCAUUAGGCCCUAAAACUGAUCUGUGAAUAUACAGUUCUCACUGUGAUAUACAUUUUCUUGUAGAAAUGUCAGGUUGUCAUGAUUUUACUCUUAAAGCCCAGAAAUUAUUUAUUUUAGCGAAGACAUUUGUUAGUUUGAUAAAUAUAGGGAAGUGAAUAAAA
This is a messenger RNA of Sitophilus oryzae (rice weevil), 747 nucleotides long. RefSeq names its product protein SYS1 homolog (gene Sys1). Gene Ontology annotation, biological process: protein localization to Golgi apparatus; Golgi to plasma membrane protein transport; Golgi to endosome transport. The transcript is spliced from 3 exons. Bases 133 to 612 code for a protein of 159 amino acids. Gene Ontology annotation, cellular component: Golgi membrane; trans-Golgi network. Lineage: Eukaryota; Metazoa; Arthropoda; Insecta; Coleoptera; Curculionidae. The record is from RefSeq and is a predicted model, not a curated record.